Molecule: messenger RNA, 233 nt
Organism: Racocetra persica
Lineage: Eukaryota; Fungi; Glomeromycota; Glomeromycetes; Diversisporales; Gigasporaceae
Source: the annotation of a GenBank genome assembly
AAAGCCAAGUUUGAAGCUAAGAAUACUGAGCUUGAAAUCAAGAAUGUUGAGUAUAUCAGAUUUAAAGCUAAAAUUGCUAAGCUCAAAGCUGAGAAUAUUAAAUAUAAUAGACUUAAGACUAGGAUUAUUGAGCUUGAAGCUAAGAAUACCAAAUUUGAAACUAAAUAUGCCAAAUAUGUCAAACUUAAGACUAAGAAUACUGUGCUUAAAACUAAGAAUGCAGAACUAUUAAA